Saccostrea cuccullata (small rock oyster) is the source of this 447-nucleotide messenger RNA. RefSeq lists its product as uncharacterized. NCBI's taxonomy places the organism in Eukaryota, Metazoa, Mollusca, Bivalvia, Ostreida, Ostreidae. Bases 1 to 447 code for a protein of 148 amino acids. The transcript has 6 exons. The record is from RefSeq and is a predicted model, not a curated record.
AUGGGCUGUCCAGAUACAGAAGUCCACAUCAACGAAAUGUACAGAUUUUUACGAAGGAAAAAACUGAGACAAGAAAAAGGAAAAGCUGAAGUUAUAGAAGACGAAAAUCAAGUCUUAUUGGAACCGUUACCAACAAUGGACAUCAGACAAGGAUCGAGAGUUAAUGAUACACAAGAACCUGGAGACAUUGUGGGCACUGCUGAAGAUGAUGAAAAUGAUAAUUUUGGUGUUCCUGAAAGUGAACGUUCACUGCUGGCAACAGACGAAGGAACUAUAGAGAUACAAAGAGCGGUCGUCAAUGGAGAUCCAGCGGAUAGUGAGGAAUUUGUCAUACAAGCUGAUGACGGUGAUAAUAUUAUGAAGCAAAAUUCAUUGACACAAAGCGGGAGAAAGAGAACUGUUCUAAGGGGUCGAUGUUAUAUUGUUUGUGGCUGGUUUUUGUUGUAA